AUGGGUUCGAUCAUCAACAGCAUCAAGCAAGCCUUGCCCACAAGCAACGGCGUCAACGGGCACUCCGCCUCAAACGGGACGGCUAAACGCCCUGUUCGUAUUGCUGGCUGCUCUGGAGGUGUCUAUGACAGAAAACGAGCGAUUCAUGACAUGGCCAAGAACGAAGAAGUUGAUGUCAUCACUGGGGAUUGGAUGUCUGAAGCCAACAUGACUCUCCGUGGAUCAGAUAAACGAGAGAAGCUCGGCUCUGGCACGCUUGUUGGGAAGGCAUACGAGCCUUACUUUCUAGAGGAACUUGAUCCUGCUAUUCCUUGGCUCGCGAAGAGGGGUGUCAAGAUUGCAGUGAAUGCAGGCGCUUCCGAUGUUCAGGGCCUCGCCGAAGCGGUAAGAGGGUUGGUUAAGAAACAUGGGGUGGAUCUUAAGGUCGCUUACGUCGAUGGGGACGACGUUACGGACGCAGUCCUCGAGCUAUACAAAAAGGGAGAGAAGUUUCUCAAUCUCCCAGCAAACCAAAACAUCCAAGAUUGGGGAUACGAACCUCUGUGUGCACAGUGCUAUCUUGGAGGUACCGGUAUAGCUGCUUGUUUUGAGGGAGGAGCUGACAUUGUGGUCUGCGGGAGAGUCGCGGAUGCGUCAGUUACAGUCGGUGCAGCCAUGUGGUGGCAUGGAUGGAAGCGCGAAACACACAUCCAAGAACUCGCUGGUGCUUUAAUGAUCGGCCACAUCAUCGAGUGUUCGACUUACGCCACUGGAGGUUACUACAGUGGGUUCAAGGAUCUAGGCGAUCAAGACACUGAUAUGGGUUAUCCUAUCGCAGCCGUGGACGAGAAGGGUCACGCAGUCAUCACCAUGGAAAAGGGUAAACACGGGCUUGUCACUCCAGCAACUAUCGCAAGUCAACUUCUCUAUGAGAUUCAAGGGGAUCUAUAUUAUAAUUCGGACGUUACGGCCUCACUAAGCGACAUUAGAUUGGAAUUAGUUGGUGAGAAUGCCGUCAAAGUCUCAGGUGUGAAAGGAUCCCCACCACCACCAACUACCAAAGUCGGAAUCACGGCGAAGGGAGGUUGGCAGGCCGAGUUCCACUUCUUCCUCACCGGCCUCGAUAUUGAAGAAAAGGCGAAGAUGAUCGAACGUCAAACUAAAGCAACAAUGGGCGAACAUUUGUCGAAGUUUUCCUGUCUAAACUUUACUAUUGCUGGCACAGUUCCUGAAGAUCCGCAAAGCCAAGAUGAAGCGACUGUCGACCUCCGCAUCUUUGCCCAAUCGCGUGAUCCUGACAUCCUUUCAGCAUCCUCGAUCAUAGACUCCGACCGUGGCUCAUUCGCACGCUUCUGUAUUGAAAACCUCCUACAGGGCUACCCAGGGAGUACGAUGGCUCCAGACAUGCGACAAGCGAUAGGUCGACCCUUCUUUGAGUACUGGGUCAGUCUGAUGCCCCAGACAUUUGUCAAAGAGACAGCUCAUCUCCAUGACGGUCGUGUAAUCGACAUACCAAGUCCAUCUCUGACUCAAGAAUAUCCUCGGGAGCAACCCAAUGAACCUGUUACAGCCAAUGCCAUCGAUCUGUCUACAUUUGGGCCAACGACACGCGCCCCACUAGGAUACAUCACCCUUGGUCGCUCAGGCGACAAAUCAUCGAAUGCAAAUCUGGGACUAUUCGUACGCUAUGACGAUGAAUGGGAAUGGCUACGCACAGUGCUAAGCACAGACAUGUUGAGGAAGUUGUUGGGCAAAGACGAUGCAGGAAGGCAAAUUGACAGAUGUGAGAUGCCUAAUAUUAGGGCCGUCCACUUUCUUUUGAAAGAUCAUCUGGAUCGGGGAUUCAAUGCUACGAGUGGGUACGACAGCUUGGGUAAGAAUUUGUGUGAAUAUAUUCGCGCCAAGUACGUUGAGAUUCCGAAUAAGUUUUUGGACAGGGGCAGAGUGUAG
This is a messenger RNA of Cucurbitaria berberidis CBS 394.84, 1929 nucleotides long. Its product is annotated as DUF1446-domain-containing protein. The transcript has 4 exons. Lineage: Eukaryota; Fungi; Ascomycota; Dothideomycetes; Pleosporales; Cucurbitariaceae. The record is from RefSeq and is a predicted model, not a curated record. The coding region runs from base 1 to 1929 and encodes 642 amino acids.